Molecule: messenger RNA, 3087 nt
Organism: Geosmithia morbida
Lineage: Eukaryota; Fungi; Ascomycota; Sordariomycetes; Hypocreales; Bionectriaceae
Product: Peptidase family M28
Exons: 3
Coding region: 1-3087 (1028 amino acids)
Biological process (GO): proteolysis
Molecular function (GO): metalloexopeptidase activity
Source: RefSeq, a predicted model, not a curated record
AUGAAGCUCAGCAACCUAUUCACCUUCGGGCCCGCGCAGGUGACGCUGUGGACGACAACCGUGUACCUCGCCAUCAUAAUAUCGCUUGUCGUCGUCCAUGAGAUUGUCCCCUCGGCCCCCAGCGAUGCCUCGCUCCCGAGCGGAGUUAAUAUCACCGAGGCAUGGCUCGACUUGCAGAACAUAACCACGCACUACCACCCGUACAACAGCCGAGCCAACGAUGGCGUGCGCGCAUACUUAAUUGAACGCUCAAAGGAGAUCCUGAACAGAAACAAUGCUACGUAUGACGUUGUCGGCUCCGGCCUGGAGAAGCGAAGCAGCGACUCUAGUCUGAUAACCCUGUUUGACGACCAGGUGUCCAACUUUACCCGCCUAUCGGAACUGUCCAGGUGGACUCCCGUGGGCGGCACGUACUUCGAGGGAAACAACUUCUACGUGUAUAUUCGCGGAACUGAGGAUCCUGACGGCGACUGGUGGAACGACGUUAGUAGUGUGGCAGUUCAUGGCGCCGCUGGUGUUUUGGUUAAUUGCCAUUUUGACUCGGUGUCAACUGGAUUCGGUGCGACCGACGAUGGCGUCGGCUGCGUCACCAUUCUGCAGCUCCUCAGCUACUUUAUUCAAGAUGGAAACCAGCCUACGAACGGCAUCGUGCUGCUCUUCAACAAUGCGGAAGAAGAUGGACUCCUGGGCGCUAACGCAUUCAGCCAGCACCCCAUAUCACGAUUCCCCCACACAUUCGUCAACCUCGAGGGCGCUGGUGCUGGCGGCCGCGCUAUCCUCUUCCGCGCAACCGAUCUCGAGAUUGCCAAGGCCUACGCUCGCAGCCCCUACCCUUUUGGUAGUAUCGUCGCCGCCGACGCCUUUGAGCAGGGUGUAAUCAGCAGCGGAACCGACUACUCCGUAUUCAAGGACGUCCUCGGCCAGCGCGGCAUGGACAUUGCCUUUUAUGCGCCUCGCGCCCGCUACCACACCGACCAGGAUGACACACGCUUCACCUCGGCUGACAGUGUCUGGCACAUGCUCUCUGCCGCCCUGGCAUCUACCAGGGAGUUGUCCAAGACUACUGGAAAGUUGUUUACCGGUCACCGUGGCGAUGGUGACGUAUCCAAGGUUCAGAACGGGAAACCUACCAGGGGCGUCUGGUUCGAUUUGUACGGUUCCGCUUGGGGAACCCUGCCGCUCAAAGGGCUCUUUGCCUGGUCUCUUACGCUUCUGGUGACCACACCGCUGAUCCUGGUCCUCAUAUCAUACCUCUUGUCCCGCGCUGGCAAGUACUACAUAUUUUCGAGAGAUAUCAAGAGCCAGUCUGAGACUAGCGAUGCUCCUGUCAAGAUUGGAGGCUGGCGGGGCUUCUUCCGCUUCCCUAUAGCCUUUGUUUUCGCGGCCGGCUUGACUGUUGUCUCCGCUCUCCUCCUGGCUAAGAUUAACCCCUUCAUCAUUUACAGCAGCCCGUACACUGUCUGGGCUAUGACUCUAUCACUUUUCUACUUUGUCUUUUGGCUUAUUGUGCGGGGCGCAAGCCUCAUGCGUCCCAGCGCUCUUCACCGUGCCUUUUCCCUUUUCUGGCUCUUCAUCACCGGCUGGGUCUUGCAGGUUUUGGCCUCUAUCGCCGAGGACCGAUGGAAGGUCGGCUCUCUAUACCCCAUGGCUUUUUUUCAUACGGCCGUGUUCACUUCGCUAGUCAUUUCCCUGCUCGAGCUGUCCACUCUUCCCAAGAAACACGAGUUUGUCCGACAGGUUCAGGGCAUUGAUAUCGUGCCCGAGCCGACACUUGAACCAGAAGCAGAAGAAUAUGAUCACAAUGACACUGCCGAAGACAACGACGAUGGCCAUGAGACCGGCGGCGAAGAGGAAGCCACGCCCACCGAGACGACCCCACUCAGAGUUGGAGAGCGCACGUCCCGAGGGAGAAACCAACAAUUCGCUACACUCACUACGUUUGGGAGUACCUACAGGCAAUCGGUUGCUUCCGAAGCAUCCGCCCGGACUACCACUACCACAUUGGCCACAGAGCCCUUCGGGCGCGAGCAGCUAUGGUCUGGCUCUCUACCACGGUGGACCUGGAUCAUUCAGUUUCUUCUCGUGGCCCCUAUUCCCGUCAUCAUGCUCGGUAACCUGGGACUGGUCGCCAUGUCGGCACUGCAGAUGACGGGCACGGACGGCGGCAACACGCAGACUCCUCUACAAACCAUCGCCGUCAUAUCCAUUAUCCUCCUGCUUCCGUUGACACCAUUCUUGCACAGGGUGACACAUCAUAUCCCAGUGUUCCUGUUUGUCGUGUUUGUCGGUACUCUAGUAUACAACCUUACCGUGUUCCCCUUUUGCAUGGAGAGUCGCUUCAAAUUCUACUUUCAGCAGAUCGUCAACAUUGACGAGGGGACCGAUGUCGUGCGUCUGUCGGGUAUAGAGACCUUUGUCCGCCCCAUCAUCUCCUCUCUUCCCUCUGCUGCCGGCCAGGAUGUCAAGUGUGUAGCCGAGUCGGGCAUCAGAGCUAGAAUCUCCAUGUGUGACUACGAUGCAUCGUCGCUGUCACCCAAUCUUGUCGAAGGGAAAAAGCUGGACGAGCUUAUCAGCUUGGGCACAUCAAAGUCUGAGGAUGGGGGUGUCAUUAUUCUCUCCCUCAAAGCCCUGGAGACGAGGACUUGUGUGCUGAAUUUUUCCCGCCCGGUCUACAGCUUCUUCGUCGAGGGCGGCGCGCGAAGAGAUUCAAGACUUGGCGACAUUCCCAGGAAUGGUUUCAAGACAAUUGAUCUGUGGCGCAGGUCAUGGGAUGGCGCUUGGAAUAUCACGCUCGACUUGAAGCCGCCUUCCGCCCCUGCUGGCGGGGUUACUUCGUGGUUCCUGGAUGACGAGGAGGAGACCCUGGACCAGCUGCGCGCCUGGUCCGAUCCUGUUGAAACAUGGACAUCUGCGGAUGCUUUGAAUGAACCCUUUGAUGUGACUGUAGCGUGCAAGUGGAGCGAUGCCAACGAGGCUAUCACGAUACCUGCAUUGCACGAAUUGAAACAGUUUAUGCCGUCGUGGGCGGCCGUGACCAAGAGACAGGUGGGGUUGGUGGAGGUACAGAAGAGGUUCCAGGUGGCAUAA